Molecule: messenger RNA, 2781 nt
Organism: Lodderomyces theae
Lineage: Eukaryota; Fungi; Ascomycota; Pichiomycetes; Serinales; Debaryomycetaceae
Gene: SPO22
Product: Spo22p
Exons: 4
Coding region: 1-2781 (926 amino acids)
Biological process (GO): meiotic cell cycle; regulation of synaptonemal complex assembly
Source: RefSeq, a predicted model, not a curated record
AUGAAACAGUUGAUAUCCAACUUACAGGGAACUGCUGUCAAUUUGAUAAAGACGGGGAGGGAAAUAUACAACACCUUACAGUCGAAAGAGUACGAAGGGAAUGCGGAUUUGUUACUCCAAAAGAAGAUAGACUUGAUAGUUCCCAUUGCUGAGAACAUGCAAAGAAACAUUGCUCAAGACCCCUCCCUUGUCCAACUCCCCGUCAAUUUGCAGGAACUGAUUGACUCCGUUGGAUCCGAUAUUUGGAAUCUAGGAUGCCAAUUGAAUGUAAACAAAGAAACCCUUCACGGUGUCAAGUACUUUGCCAUUGUUUUGAUUAUCAUAUACGAUUCUUUCAAUCCAAGCGUCGAACGGAGCUUUUCUAUCUUGGAAUGUUUAAUACGCCUCUUGUCGCUGUCUAUAAAUGCCACAAUUCUCGGUGUUGCAAAAAAAUGUCAAAACUUUGCGGAGACAUUUUUGAACAAAUUGUUGACAAUUGACAAAGAGUGUGAUUUGAGCAAGAGCGACAAAAGCUUAAUCGCCGACCACAACUCAAAAUUCUUACUUCUAAGCCUUAGCUAUGAAGUUGUUUCUGGGAAUUUUGACACAGCAAAGAUUUAUGAGGCAAAGUUGAUUGAUUUCAACUCUGACAUUCCCUUCGAUUUUGUCUUGGAAACAAGCCGUAUCUUGUACAACUCAGCUUUGGACCUAUUCGAAAAGGGAAACUAUGAGGUUGCACAUUCCUUGGCAUCCAUGUCUAUAAAAUUCAUGGAAAAGGCCAUUACCGAGGAAAGCCAGGAUACAAUCAAGACAAGAUAUUUGCAAACUUACAUUCUAUUGAUUAAAUGCUAUAAGCGUAUUGGUAGGGAAGACUCAAUGGAGAGGGCCAUUUCUGCAGUAAAGUUGAUGCAAAAUCAGUUCCCCAACAAAUUCGAAGUGUACCGAUUGUACUUUGAAGUGGCUGAUUUGACUGCCACCAAUUGUAUUGAUGAGGUUAUGAUGCGUAUGGUUAUGUCAAUUUCUAUGGAACAUGAUAUUGAGAAUGUCCUCAAUUUGUUGAAACAAAACGUGCAAUACAGCUUCAGAGGGGUGAAUAAUUGCUUGGAUUAUCUCUUGACGAACCUCCACUCAAAUAACCAAAAACAAGCUGGGUUAUUGGUAAUCACCAAGUUUGUCGUUAAUACAGACUUAGCACAGCAAGAAGAGCCUCAGUUGAGAAUAAAAGAAUUAGAGCUCUUUAUUGAACUCGCAGAGAGAACUUUGCAUGGCCCUUUGGACUUGAAUAUUAAGAUGAGUACGCUUGCAUUGCUAUGGAAGCAGGGGAUGAUUGCAUAUAAAGCGUUCGACUACGAUCAAAGUUCUCAAUGGUUAAAAUUAUCACUUACAAGAUUACUUCACAUGCCACACUCAGAAAGUCAAGACCGUGGUAAGAUUGUCAGAGCAAUUGAAAACAACCAGAUCCUUUUAGGCAACGGCCGAGCUGUUUUGGAUCUUCACAAGGAGUUGGAUCCUGAAGACGAAGAGAGCAUGCUUUCCCAAUACAAUUUAUUUAGAGCAAGCGUUUUGCUCAAGGAUGAGACAAGUGCUGCGAUGCAAUUUGCUAAAAUAGUCGAGACUAAUGCAAAUGCGAAUACUGUUUUGGCCAUAGCCGCCUGCAUUAUUGAGUCCACUGAUAAUUUGUCCAAUGAAUUCAUCAAAAAUGCAUUUUUCAAGCUAUUGAAUAUACUUUGCUCAAAGCAGUUUAAUGAGGACUUUGUGCAAAACUUGAGUUCAUUUGGCAUUAUAUUGCCAGUGUGUUGCAGGUGUGCGAUUUUGAUGUUUUCCAAUGACAUAGAAAAAGACGAAGUACAAGUUGUCGAGUCCGAUUUGCAGAACCUUUGUGAAAUUUUACAUGAAAGCUGCAGUUUUGCCUCCCGUUUUGCACACUCUGGAGGCCAUAUUUUCAACACAAACGAUCAUGAGUGGUGUGCUAGCAAAGCAUACAACAUAGCUAUUUUAUGCAAACAAAUUGACCGCUCUGAAAUAGGAAUACGUCUUUGCCAAAUAUGCAUUAGGUUCAUUUCCUUGAUUCUGAGUGAUAUUGAAACAGCAAAGUAUAGCAAAAUCAUCGCUUGGAAGGCAAGGGCUUGGAUCUUGACGUUUUUGUUUCUUUGCAAAAAGGAUGACUUGGGCGUGGAUGAUUGGAACUACAUCAAAAAGUAUAGUGAUGCCAUGCUUGAGGAGAUUGCAAAAGGUGAAAUGCAGGACGACCAGUUUCAAUGCGCAAAGCAGUUAAGCACGUUCAGGUUCCAGGCGGAAUUGGUUGUUGGGUCAACAGAACAGGUGCAAGUAAUGGCUCAAGAUUGUUCCAGGUUGAAACCAAAAACUGCUAUGGAGUUGUACGACGUGUAUGUAAACUUGCUCAUUUAUUCGAAACGCACACUAGUAAAACAUGCAAAACUGAGUAUCUUGUUGUCUAUCAUCACCUGCGCUUUAUCCAUUGCCGAGGCUUCUUAUUUGUCUAAAUUGGUGACAUGGGUUAGAUUCUUUUUGGAAUGUAGUAACGAUGAGUUUGAUGCAGAGAAGGAAAAAAUGGUUUUCCAAUUUUACAGAUUAUAUCAAUCAAAUGUGACUGUUGCCGCUGUCCCAUCAUUUGAAAUUGAAUGGCUAGCAAGCGUAUCUUGGAAUCUUGGAGUGAAAAAGAUCAUCGACUACAAGGAAUUGAAUCGUGGAUUGAAAUGGUGUGCCAUAGCAAUGUUGCUAUCCAAAUUUGUUCAUGAAAGAAUGCGCAAGCAGAAGCAAGGUCAUGACUUGCAUGGGUGA